Erinaceus europaeus (western European hedgehog) is the source of this 553-nucleotide messenger RNA. RefSeq names its product peptidyl-prolyl cis-trans isomerase A. The record is from RefSeq and is a predicted model, not a curated record. The transcript has a single exon. Bases 43 to 537 code for a protein of 164 amino acids. Gene Ontology annotation, biological process: protein peptidyl-prolyl isomerization; protein folding. NCBI's taxonomy places the organism in Eukaryota, Metazoa, Chordata, Mammalia, Eulipotyphla, Erinaceidae. Gene Ontology annotation, molecular function: peptidyl-prolyl cis-trans isomerase activity.
AGGCAGACGCCUUCAUCUACUUGCCGCUAGCGUCCUACAGCCAUGGUCAACCCCACCGUGUUCUUCGACAUCGCCGUCGACGGCGAGCCCCUGGGCCGCGUCUCCUUCGAGCUGUUUGCAGACAAAGUUCCGAAGACCGCAGAAAACUUUCGCGCUCUGAGCACUGGAGAGAAAGGGUUUGGUUAUAAGGGUUCCUGCUUUCACAGAGUUAUCCCUGGAUUUAUGUGCCAGGGUGGUGACUUCACACGCCAUAAUGGCACCGGAGGCAAGUCUAUCUAUGGGGAGAAAUUUGAGGAUGAGAAUUUCAUCCUGAAGCAUACAGGCCCAGGCAUCUUGUCAAUGGCAAAUGCUGGACCCAACACAAACGGUUCCCAGUUCUUCAUCUGCACUGUUAAGACCGAAUGGUUGGAUGGCAAGCAUGUGGUCUUCGGCAGAGUGAAGGAGGGUAUGAAUGUUGUGCAGGCCAUGGAGGGUUUUGGCUCCAAGAAUGGCAAGACCAGCAAGAAGAUCACCAUUGCUGACUGUGGACAAAUCUAAUAAAUUUGAGUUGUUU